Messenger RNA from Jatropha curcas, 2246 nucleotides. Its product is annotated as transferases, transferring acyl groups. Gene Ontology annotation, cellular component: membrane; endoplasmic reticulum. Gene Ontology annotation, biological process: GPI anchor biosynthetic process; protein localization to plasma membrane. The record is from RefSeq and is a predicted model, not a curated record. Lineage: Eukaryota; Viridiplantae; Streptophyta; Magnoliopsida; Malpighiales; Euphorbiaceae. Gene Ontology annotation, molecular function: glucosaminyl-phosphatidylinositol O-acyltransferase activity.
AUACAAUUGAUACGACCUGGAAAGUUGAGAAUAUUUUAAAUGAAUUGCUCGAUUCCAAAAGCUUGGACUAGCUGAAUAGUGACAUUUGAUUUGAGGAUUCAUUGGUUAAUCAAAUUGCAAUGCAAGGAUGAGCUUACCGACUGUAUACUUCUGAAUCACUGGUGCUACAUAAAAAUGGCUGUUUUAUCAGUUGCCUGAAUUGUUAAUAAUUGGUAUCUUGUUGAUCAUAAUCUAGCCCUUAUGCAGAACCAGUUGUUUCACUGAAAAUAUGGAUCUGCCUUUGUUUAUUUGUAACAAAUUAAUUUUGGUUUGGACUAGAUAAGGGAGAAAGAAAGAGAAAGAGAGAGAGUUGCUACCUUCGGCCGGGCCGCCGGCGACAUCCACGAAAUACACAAUUUGACAGUGGUUAUUUGGGUAGAAUACUCGCUUCACACGGAGCGGGAAGAUCAGAUCAGAGCCUUAACCUUCGGAGAUCAUUCUGGCCAAUCUACCAUCAGCCUUAGCGGAUCAUCAAUAGUCCAUAGCCUCCUGAAACCAUCAACUUUAGCAAUUUGAGGCUUUAAAGCUCUCCCUUUGUAGUAAUGGAUUCUCUUUCGAAGUCUUUCAAUCCAAACAAGCGUCUCAAAGAAGAAUUUGUUAGCAAUUUGAGUGGAUCUUCCAUGCUUGAAAUCGCCGCACUUUCUACUAUUGUCCCUCUUCUUUUUGUUUUGCGGCACUCCGUCAAUCGUUUCCGUUAUAAAGCUGGUUCUGGUUUCGCGAGGACAUUGACAAAAAAAGCUGAUGAUGCACUUGUUGGAUCUAAGAGUUUGGGAAAUUACAUGGCUGCUUUAACUGUGGAUUUUCUAUUCAUUGUUCUGCCCAUGCUUUUGUUUCUUACUGUUCUAGCAGAAUGGACAUUUAUGUCAAUAGUUUUUUUGAUGGUACUCGUUUUCUCUAUUGCAGCUAAAAGGGCUAUAGCAUCUUCUUCUUAUCCUGAAACAUCCCUUUCUCUCAGGACAAUCAUUUCCUCUUACAGGGUUGCUGUGAUGGUUGUGACUUGCCUUUGUAUAUUAGCUGUUGAUUUUAGAAUAUAUCCAAGAAGAUAUGCCAAGACUGAGACCUACGGUACUAGUUUGAUGGAUCUUGGGGUUGGCUCCUUUAUACUGGCGAACUCACUAGUUUCACGGCAAGCGCGAAAGGUCUCUUCUGUGAACUUGAAAUCUGCCAUCCGAUCCACUAGUCCUCUGCUAUUGCUGGGGUUUGGUCGACUUCUAUUUACUAACACUGUGGACUAUCAGCUUCAUACAGGCGAAUAUGGAGUGCAUUGGAACUUCUUUUUCACACUAGCUGCCGUGUCUAUCCUUACGUCUGUAAUUAAUGUUCCUCCACAAUAUUCAGGAAUCCUAGGUUUAGCAAUUCUGAUUGGUUACCAAUCUUGGUUGAUUAGUGGAUUAAAUGUGUAUCUGAUUUCUGACGAAAGAGGAACAGAUAUAGUAAGCAAAAACAAGGAGGGAAUAUUUAGCAUACUUGGAUAUUGGGCUAUGUAUCUUGUUGGUAUCCAGUUAGGCUACUACCUUUUUUUUGGAAACCACUCCUCUAGUAGAAUGAGAAGCAAUAAGUGGGCAAGAAUCAGAGUCUUCUUUCUUUCUCUCAUUUUCUGGUUUAUAACUGUAGUUCUAGAUAGACAUGUUGAAAGAGUUUCCCGUAGGAUGUGCAACAUGGCUUAUGUUACCCUGGUGUUGGCUCAAAACUUUCAGGUUCUGGCCAUACUAAUGCUCUCUGAUUUCAUUUCUGGAAGUAAAAUUUCAGCUCUUGAAGAAGCAAUCGACCGGAAUUUACUAGGCACAUUUCUUCUGGCAAAUGUGCUUACAGGGCUGGUAAACUUGUAUGUGGAUACCCUGUUUGCUACAUCACUAUCAGCCCUAUUAAUCCUGCUUGUUUAUGCUUAUGUUCUAUCUAUCAUAGUUGGAAUUGCAGACUUUUACAGUGUCAGGCUAAAAUUCUGGUAGCGGCCUUGCUUUUGUAUAAAAAGUACCCUUGGAUACAAUUUGUUUAGAUAAUCAGAAUUUCUUGUUGCAGGCUGUGGGUCAAAGUUCGAUGUUUUUCUCUUGUGGUUGGUAUUACGCAUUUCAAAUGUAGGCAUGAUUUAAUAUCUAUAUGCUUGGAGAUAAUUUCAUACAUACAACUUUGUUGCUUGCCUUCUUUUUUCUGCUGUAAGUUUUUCUAAAUGAAUAUAAUAUUACUGCUAGACAUCAUUGCCAUGAUAA